This is a messenger RNA of Fusarium pseudograminearum CS3096, 1179 nucleotides long. RefSeq lists its product as uncharacterized. The record is from RefSeq and is a predicted model, not a curated record. Gene Ontology annotation, molecular function: arylformamidase activity. Bases 1 to 1179 code for a protein of 392 amino acids. NCBI's taxonomy places the organism in Eukaryota, Fungi, Ascomycota, Sordariomycetes, Hypocreales, Nectriaceae. The transcript is spliced from 6 exons.
AUGGCAGGGUUGAUGUUGGCUAUUGACAAACAUGCAUUCAGCACAAUAAACUGUUCAGUGAGCUGUGGGUAUACCAAGGAUCUUGCGAAAACUCGAACCAUUUUGACUCUUUUUGGACUGGGCUCCGGCAAGGCAUACGAUCUAUUAACGCAACAAGAUGGUGAUCACGAUUAUGUGUGUAUAAACAAGGACCAGAUUGAGUACGGCAUCUUACUGUUCCUGCAUCCCCCAGCUAAAAUCAUCAUCAUCUGUGCACUCAAUUCCAUUACGAUGGAUCCUUCUAUCAUGGAACAAAGAUGGGACGAACUCCGUGAUCCCAAACGUGUCUGGGUCGGAGAGCCAGGGAGUCGAGAAGAAGGUUUGGGCCGCCUUGUCCUUCUUACGCCCGAGCGCGUCGCAAAUGCAGCACAGAGCCAGAUCAGGCCAUGUGAGCUGAAGAUGGUGCCUCUGCUAGGCGGUGUAGCAUUUGAUGAUAUUUACGUUAUGAAUCCACAGCAAAGUAGCCAGUGGGAUGGCCUGCGACACUUCUCCAUGCCUCGAGAGGAUGGCAGCGCAGAGCGUGUGUUUUAUGGUGGGACAACCAAGGAAGAGAUUCUGGACCGGUCCAAUGAUAGAAUUGGUAUUCAUCAUUGGGCUCAAGAAGGAAUCACAGGCCGAGGCGUUUUAAUCGACUAUGCAUCGUGGGCAGAGAAAAGAGGUAUCAAGUACACAACAUUUUCUCAACACACCAUAAAACUCGUCGAGAUCUUGGAAAUUGCCAAGGAAUGCAAUAUCACCUUCCAACGUGGCGACAUUCUUCUCGUACGCAUUGGCGUCAUUAAAGAGUGGGAGCAUGAGAUGGAUGUAGCAGCCAAGCAGGCCUACGCCGUCAGCACAAGCCCCAAGCACGCAGGCGUCGAGGGAACAAUGGACAUGCUCAAGUGGGUAUGGAAUACAGGGUUUGCGGCUGUGGCUGGCGAUGCGAUUAGCUGGGAGGUAUAUCCGCCUCUUGAAGGGACAAUCUUGAUGCACGAGUAUAUGCUAGCUGGAUGGGGGAUGCCGAUUGGUGAAUUGUUCGAUCUUGAGAGAUUGGCUGAGACAUGCAAACAACUAAACCGCUGGACGUUUUUCAUGGUUUCGUCGCCUUUCAACAUGAAAGGUGGCAUUUCUUCUCCACCAAAUGCGCAAGCCAUCUUCUAG